GUGCUGUGGAACGUCACAGAGAGAAGUUAGUUCCUGACCCUCCGGAAAAAAGGUGACGUUGGAACUCGAAAGCGAAACUGAGACGGAUUUCCCGAGAACUGGCGGCUCGAUUGCCAACUGUAUCCCUGCUUACUAAACAAGCGCACUACACAGACCACAUCAUAACGGCUAAGUAGUGCCCUAUCUGAUAAAGCUAUUUGUUACCCGGCCACAAGCUUCCUCGCUGAGUAAACCGGCUGAAUUCCCCGUCUCUGCCUCGACACACAGGGGGAAGAGAAGCCUGUCAGCUUCAGCUCUUAAGGCGUUUUGUGUAACACACCUGCGAUAUCCAUUACCCCUGAUGAGAUAUUAACACGUGUUGUAUCAGUGCUGAUUUGUUGAGCUCGACACACUGCCCCAAUGGCUCAGCCCAAACCACUCUUCAUUCCCUGGUUGAAGCAGCAGAUUGAUAGUGGACGAUACCCCGGCGUUCAGUGGGUCAACCAGGAACGCACAAAAUUCAGCAUUCCUUGGAAGCACGCUUUGAGGCAGGACUCCAACAGUGAUGACAUCCUUAUAUUCAAGGCAUGGGCACAGACGAGUGCUGGCUCCAACGGCCAGAUACCAGGUGACCACUCAGUGUGGAAAAGAAACUUCCGCAGUGCUCUCAGAGCCCGAGGCUUCAAGAUAGUGGAAGAUAACAAGAACGAUACUGCUAACCCUCACAAAAUCUUCAUGUGGCCAGAUGACUCACAGUCUGGGGCAUCUACCACGGAUUCACCAGUGUGUAAUAGUGAAAUUUCUCUUGGUGGUACCCUGUACCUGGGAGAAGACGAGUUGUUUCCGUGUGGAAGCCCGCAGCCUGAUUUGUUGCAGCAGUGCCUUGCGGGUCUGAAUAUUGUUGAAUCUCAACCAGAGAUGCCUGUGGAUCACGCAAUGUUUGUGAGGGAACCAGUACAACAUCCCAUGAACGCGGCUAUCUGUGACGCUCCAUUUCCCAUUCAGGAAACUUCAAACAUGAGCCACUUUUCUCCAGGUGACGGCGCUAUGGCUGGGGCAGGACAGAUUUCUCCUGCUGAAGGCACAUUGGCUCUGGACCAAUAUUCUCCACUAGAGGGCGCCUUCUUGGGCACACAGCAGCCCACGCCGCAGGCUGCUCCUGAGCCGGAAAUGCCUGUUCACACCACUUCUAACGACUCAGGCUGUAACCAAUUUGGGACCCAUUUUCUGGUGAAUGUUUAUUACAGAGGGAGGCAGGUGUUAAAUCAAAUGGUGGAGAAUGAGGCUGGUUUCUGCCUAGUGUUUAGGAAAGACCCUAGCCUAAUGGCAAGCCCACUUCCUGUUGUGGAGCUCCCCGGCACAGAGUCUAUACUGGACCAGACCCAGGCCCAGUCAACCCAGGAAAUUUUGAAUAAUCUGGGUGGGUUGGUGGUGAAGCGGGAGGGCGGCAUGCUGUUGGGAUAUCGUUGGGGAGACAGUCGUGUUUACUGGGGACUAGACAAACACGAGCAGAGACCCACAACCAGACCACUCUCCAAAAACAACCCUGAACCCAUCUAUUCCCUUAAAGACUUUGUGUCAGGCAUGAUGGAGUUUAUUCAGAACCGUGGACAGUCUCCUUCAUACUCGCUCUAUUUCUUUCUGGGACAACAGUGGCCCGACCCCAAGAACAAACCAUGGGAGAAGAAGCUGAUAAUGGUAGAGGUGGUUCUCACUGCUCUGGAGAAGCUGAAGAUGAUGGCCGUGGCAAACGGUGCGUCCUCACUGCAGUCAUCUAUGGAAUUGCAGAUUUCCUUAGAGCAGAUGAUGGAAAUGUGGUAGACACGAAUUCAGGUCAAAUGGCUGGAACUUGGCGAUAAACUGCACUCUGUAUGAAUGAUUUGGUCUUAAAUAGUUUGCUGCUUUUUUGGGGGGUUGGAUAACAGGUAGGGUCUCUAAAAAAGACAUUAGAUUUAAAAUGAUUUUAUACGUGAUGCUCAAGUUCCUGGAUAAAUAUAGUAAACAAAGGCAAUAAAAUGCAUGUUGUUACUUGAAAGUAAA
This is a messenger RNA of Pangasianodon hypophthalmus (striped catfish), 2019 nucleotides long. It is a transcript of the gene irf3, whose product is annotated as interferon regulatory factor 3. Gene Ontology annotation, molecular function: protein binding; DNA-binding transcription factor activity, RNA polymerase II-specific; RNA polymerase II cis-regulatory region sequence-specific DNA binding. Gene Ontology annotation, biological process: immune system process; regulation of transcription by RNA polymerase II. Gene Ontology annotation, cellular component: nucleus. Bases 400 to 1800 code for a protein of 466 amino acids. The record is from RefSeq and is a predicted model, not a curated record. The transcript is spliced from 11 exons. NCBI's taxonomy places the organism in Eukaryota, Metazoa, Chordata, Actinopteri, Siluriformes, Pangasiidae.